GUGAAAUCGUGAUUGAGUGUAAAAAUUACUGUAUCAAUCUGAUAAUAUAGAUUACGUUACUCUGAAGGUGAAGUCGCCCAGUCAUCGGUGAAAUUCCUUCCUCGACACUUGAUGCUGUAACAGAAUGAAUAAACUCGUGACCCGGUCAUGGUUGGUGGUGAGAAGCAUGAAUGUUAUCGGGAGUGCAGAACCGGAGAGCACAGAGAGUGUUAUUAUACAUUUCUGGUGAGUCAGUACACUGCCAUGAGCUAUACUUGUGGAAAUUGUCCUGUCAAAUUGGAGGAUUGUUAUGCCGAGGGGUGCAUCACUGGUGGAGGAAAUACCAGACCUGUGGCUGUUGUUAAUCACAUGGUGCCGGGACCCAGCAUUCAGGUCUGUGAAGAUGAUACAAUUCGUGUUCACGUGAUCAACGGAUUUUCCAGUGAAUCAACAUCGAUUCACUGGCAUGGAUUACAUCAAGUUGGCACUCAGUUAAUGGACGGAACUCCCUACAUCACGCAGUGCCCUAUUCUUCCAGGGAACGAAUUCAUUUACAGAUUUAAGGCCUCACCCGCUGGGACUCAUAUCUGGCACGCCCACGUCGCCUUCCAAGACUCCGAUGGGCUCUACAGCAGUUUGAUCGUGAGAAAGCCCAAUGAUCCCUUGCAGAAGUACUACGAUUUUGAUCUAGCUGAACAUGUGAUGGUCAUCUGGCACUGGUUCGACACUGCAACAGCUUUUCGAUUGAAAACUGCUCUCGAUACGUUUGGCAGUGUUCAUGGGUAUGGACUUACUGUCAAUGGUCGUGGAGCUCACGUCAAAUUUUCAGAAUCUGGGAAAGCACACUGGACUCCUAGGGAGACAUUUCAUGUUGAUGGCGGGAAACGAUACAGGUUCAGGGUCAUUUUUAAUACCGCUAUUUACUGUCCAGUGCAAGUAGCGAUUGAUGAUCAUAAAAUGCUGAUUGUUGGGUCGGAGACUGGAAUUUUUGAUCCAGUAGAAGUCGAUACAAUGAUUCUGAAUGGUGGGGAACGAUACGAUUUUGUUUUAAUAACCGACAAACCCCCCGGUAAUUACUGGAUAAGAUAUAGAGCUCUGGGAGAUUGCCACAAAGACGAUGUGCAUGUCGCCGAGGCUGCAAUCCUCCACUACAACGAAGUCCCACAAGGGGAACCGACAGGGUCGGUUCAGUAUGAGGAUAAUUACAGAUCUGGAGUCCUAUUCAAUCCACUCUCAAUCUCAACGGAAAGCUACGAGAAUAAUUCGUUGAUUCGAGUCGUCGACCUCAAUAAUUCUGCGCCUACUCCCCCCGAGCUAUUCGAUACUCCGAAUCACACGUUUUAUUUCAAAUUCUCUUUCAACACUUACGAAUCUCACUUCGACCCUGGUCCGUACCCUCAGAUCAACGACCUGAGCUUCGAAAAUCCCUCAACACCCUUUCUUUCUCAACGUGAAGACCUCACGCAGUCGAUGUACUGCACUCCCAGAGACCUCAGCAGUCAGCAUUGCCACUCUGGGUACUGCAGGUGUCCCCUGAUCUACCCGAUCGAGCAUAACGCCCUCGUGGAGAUGGUCUUCGUGGACGAGAGCGACAAUCGAGAUCAGGAUCACCCAAUGCAUCUCCAUGGCCACGAUUUUUACGUCGUCGCAAUGGAGAACGUGGGAGACAACGUCUCCUUGGAGGCUGUCAGGCGCCGCAAUGAGCUGGGGGAAAUCCCCAAGAAAUUCAAUAAUUCAGUUCUUAAGGACGGUGUCAGUGUACCAGUCAAGGGUUACGCUGUCAUAAGAUUUUUCGCUUCAAACCCCGGGUACUGGCUGUUCCACUGUCAUCUUGUCAACCACAUGGAGAUGGGAAUGACAUUUGCCAUCAAAGUUGGGGAACAUUCGGAUAUGCCAAGGACUCCUAGGAAUUUCCCAAGAUGUGGGCAUUUUAUUCUCGAAGAAGAUGUUGACGACUCACGUGCGACUGGUGUCAAGUGUUUGUCGAAGCCAUUAUCAUUACUUUUAAUUAUUUUCUUUCUCUAUGAAUUUACUUUGAUAUGAAUUUGUGACCGAAGAGGGGCACUAGGCUAUACGAAUAUGUUUAAUAGAAAAAUCCAGCUCUUUUAUUUUAUUUUAUAUAGAAUUUUUAUGCGCGGAAUCCUCAUUAUUUACCAGAAUAAAAAAAAUGUCUUUGAUUUUAGCCUUCAGCAAUAAAGAAAUUUUAUAGAUAACUCCA
This is a messenger RNA of Diachasmimorpha longicaudata, 2197 nucleotides long. RefSeq lists its product as uncharacterized. Lineage: Eukaryota; Metazoa; Arthropoda; Insecta; Hymenoptera; Braconidae. Bases 148 to 2022 code for a protein of 624 amino acids. The transcript has 7 exons. Gene Ontology annotation, molecular function: oxidoreductase activity; copper ion binding. The record is from RefSeq and is a predicted model, not a curated record.